Molecule: messenger RNA, 316 nt
Organism: Gryllus bimaculatus (two-spotted cricket)
Lineage: Eukaryota; Metazoa; Arthropoda; Insecta; Orthoptera; Gryllidae
Source: the annotation of a GenBank genome assembly
GCCGCGCGACCUGCACAACGCGCUGCUGGUGGCGUUCGCGGCGGCGCGCUACCGCGACCUGGUGGCGGAGCAGCGCUGGCGGCCGCGCGUUCUCGCCACGCACUGCACGCGCCUGGGCGCGCGCCUGCUGCCCGACGCCGCCGCCGCCCUCUACCUGCACUCCUUCUCGGACGCGCGGCGCGCGCAGCUGGAGGCCCAGGCCGGCAACUUCCUCUUCGAGGUCACCAACACCUUCCUGCGGGAGCUGGACCACGCCCCCUGGCUCCACGAGGGCGCCGCGGAGGCGCUCAGGAAGGACCUCGAGUACAAGAUGGAG